AUGAAGGACUAUGAUGUUGCCUCUAACAUUGCGACUAAGUCGUCGUCGACCUCUAAGUUCUUGGGUGAGGACGAUGAUAGAAGCGGUUCUACCUUCGUCCGUGAAAUUUUGUCUGCUCUAGAAGGCCAUGAUGCUGUUACUAAAUAUCUAUGGGCCAAGCAGAAUAUGGAGAAGUCUAUCUGGGCCAAACUUAUCAAGGGUACUGAACCGCCUACUAGAUGUUAUGUCGACUAUGAGAAACACCUCGAUCGGCUAUGCUCUACUAUUCGCAAGCUCUAUGACAAUGAUGAUGCUAUUGCGAAAGCUGAAGUCAAGUUCGUUACUUGUCGUCAAGGUAACUCUGAGUCUCUCGCUAG
Perkinsus marinus ATCC 50983 is the source of this 356-nucleotide messenger RNA. RefSeq lists its product as hypothetical. Lineage: Eukaryota; Perkinsozoa; Perkinsida; Perkinsidae. The annotation marks the transcript as partial. The transcript has a single exon. The record is from RefSeq and is a predicted model, not a curated record.